CCUCCAUCCCGGUAUUGCCGUUCCUUUCUCUCCUCGGACUCAUUGCUAAGCUGCCUGAGCUGUGCCAUGCCGGGGGCCGGGGCCGGGGCGGAGGCUGGGGGCAGACAGCAAUGCCUGGAACUGAGUUCAUCAUCCUGCGUAGCCUCUUCCCUCUAUACCAAGGGUGCCGAGAUGAGGAUGGGACUUCUCCCCGGCCCAGUGGAGCCUGAGGAGCCCCCAGGGGCUGCACUGAAACCCACCUGGGAGCCCAAGGGGCUUGACUACAGAGAGGAGUCAGAGCUGCUGGAAGAGGGGCCAAGCUCAAACUGGGACCUGAUGCAGGAGAACUGCCACCUGCAGGACCUGCCCAUGCCACUGCAGGAGAAGCACCACUACAUCUUGCUGGAGGGUGAGGCGGUGUCCUCGGACAGCGAUGUGCUGGACAUGGGGACCGUGGUGGGGGACUGUCUGUGGGACAUCAAGAAGAGGUUGCAGGAAAGCGAGAAGAGGCUGCAGGAAAAUGAGAAGAGGCUGCAGGACAGCAAGAAGGAACUGCGGGACCUCAAGAAGCAGUUGGUUGAGGUCUUGGAGCAGAGGCAGGAUCUGCCUUCCCCCCAUUCCUCUGAUGCUCUCUUGGAUGAAACCCCACACUCACUGAGAUCAGACUCACCAGCUCGGAAGCGGCGGCUCCUUCUUCGUUCCCACUCUUCAGAAUGGGGCCAGGAUAAAUGCCUACUCUCUGCCGCAUCUGGGCCAGACAUUGCAGUACCAGCUACCAGUAGGAGGCAGGAGCUGAACCUGAGCCAGACUAUGGCACCCAUGAGCAGGGAGUGGGCAGUGAAGAAGCUGACCUUUGUGCUGGAGAAGCUAGCCCCACAGGACCUGGAGGAGUUCAAGGCUGAGCUGAUCAACUUCCCGGAGCCAGGGGCCACACCGCCCAUCUGCCAGCCUGACCUGUCCAACUCCAAUGCGGGAGACAUUGCCCGCAUGAUGGUUGACAACUUUGGGGUGCACAGGGCACUGGUUGUGGGCUCCCUGGUGCUGGAUGAGAUGAAAAACUCACUGGCCUGCGACCUUUGGAAUGCCAAAGCCCCUGCCACAUGGAGCCUAGCAUCUUAUGGUCAUGCCCCCUCAGGGCAGGACAGCAGGGUAGCAGGCCAGGAUGAAGACCAGUUCCCUAACCAGUCUGGGCCAGACCAGGAGCCAAACCUGAGCCAGAUGGAGGCAGCCAUGAGGUUAAAAGACUGGACAGUGAAGACUCUGGCAAAUGCACUGGGGAAGCUGAGCCCGCAGGACCUGGAAACGUUCAAGUGCAAGCGGAGGACUUUCCGGGAGCCAGGGACCAGCGGCCCCAUCCCUUGGCCUGACAUGUCUGCGUUCACUGCACUGCAGGUUGCCAGGAGCAUGGUUGAGCAUUUGCAGGCUCAUAAGGCGCUGGCUACAGGCUCCCUGGUGCUGGACAAGAUGGGCCAGAAGCCCCUGGCCACUGCACUCUGGAAGGCCAUGGAUGAGAACUCGUAUGACCAGAGGGUGAGGACCACAGCUGCACUUGACCCCAGGACCAGGUGGUGACAGCUGACACCUGAUCCCUCUUGGACCUUGCAGGCUCUGCUUUCGGUUCUUAAUAUGUGCAAGAGUGACUGUUUCACUGUUU
Molecule: messenger RNA, 1633 nt
Organism: Alligator sinensis (Chinese alligator)
Lineage: Eukaryota; Metazoa; Chordata; Crocodylia; Alligatoridae
Exons: 11
Coding region: 67-1551 (494 amino acids)
Source: RefSeq, a predicted model, not a curated record